AUGCAAUGGGAGGACGAUGCCAUCAACGGCGAUAACAUCACAAUAGAGGACGGCUGGUCUGAAUUCCCCUCAUCAACAACGGCUAUGGAUGACGAUGGGAGUUUCUUUUCAUUUUCGCCUCAGCCCUCUCCCUCUACUUCCUCUUCAUCGCUCUUUGGAUUCCAAUCCACCUCUACCCCCACUACGCAACAGCCCUACCCGAUCCCCCCAGCGUCUCCUUCUCCCUUCUCAGCCCCAUCUCCUUCCACGUCAUCACCGACUUCAUCUUCGACCUACCUCGCAGGUCCAACCCCUCGCCUCGGCCACCAACGAAGCUCGAGCCCAUCAGUCAGAUGGCCCGGCAGCGCCGCAGCACAAUCGCCAUCUUCGGCACCACCCGGCAGAGCAGCAAUGAUGGGAGGCGAGAUGAUGGAGCAGGAGGAGUAUUGGAGAGAUAGAACGAGCCAGGAGACGCAGAUGAUGGCUUCGGGCCUCCUGCCCAGGGAUCACCCUCUCUUCGCUGAGAUGCGGCAGCUCGUGGCACGGGAUCGCGAGAUGGGCCUAUCGUCCACAGACGCUACGUUGGCCGAGGCCAUGCUGCGCCACUACGGCGAGGAGCUCGACGUGCUGCCCUCCCUCUUCGACCUCGGCGCCCAGAACCCCAUGGCGCAGCAGAUCGAGAAGCUCAAGCGACUCAAGGGGGAGCAAGAGCAACAGGGCGCCGCCAAGCCUCUACCAGCCGGCAGCUCAUCUCCAUCCUCAUCAUCGUCAUCUUCAUCUUCUGGCGGCUCGCGACUCGACGUCGUGCUCGAAGAUCUCCUCGGCGAACUCACGCGACAGCAGGCCAAGGCCGACUCAUCGCCCUCUUCCUCGCUCGCCUCAUCUUCAUCUUCAUCGCAAGCCAUCACCCCAUCUCCCGGCAACAGCAGCCCGCAGCCCCUCCGGCCCAUCUACCCGCCGCUCAAGGACCUGAGCCGCUCGCCGGCCACCGUCGUCGCCGGGGGACAAAGGCAGCAGCCGCACAACCACCAGCUCAACCUCUACAGCGGACAGAGGUGGGCCAGCGACGACGUGCUCGGCGGCAAGCUCGACUACACCCCGCGUAGCACAGCUCCUCAGACCCAGCAAGAGGUCACCCUCAUCGAUGACGAAGACAGCAGAGGAGCCAGCAGCCAUUCGCGAAUGCAACCGACGCAGCAGCAGCCGAGGCAGCCGCACCAGCUCCGACGGUCUUCGGCUGGAUCGUCACCCUCGUCGGCCAUGUCUCCCGCCACGUCGUCGGUGUCGUCGCCGCUGCUGCAGACGCCGGCGGCCGCACCGGGAUCGGGAUCGGGAUCGUGGACGACCAUGUCCGCGGCCGGCGGCGGGUUCGGCUUCCCCACCUCGCCCGUGGCGGUCCGCGCGCCCCGAAUCGGAUCGCCGUCGGUAGCCGCCGCCACGUCGACCCUCAUGUCGACAUCUUCGUCGCCCGUGCACUCCUCGCCCACCGGCGCCGGCAUGUCGCCCAUGUCGUCGCCUCUCGCCCAGCACCACGCGCCCGCCGGCGCCGUCACGACGUCGCCCACGUCCGCGCAUUCGCCGGUGCCGUCGGCUCUGUCUCCUCCCUCUUCGUCGUCGUCGGCAGUGCCCAUGGUCGGUGACGCUUCGUCUCCCUCGGCGUCGUCGGAGAACGGAGGCUCGUUGUCGCCAUCGCUGUCGUCGUCAGGUUCGACGUCGACCUCAUCGCACAGCAAGGCGCUGCCCGAGGAGCUGGUGGAGCUCAUCACCGCGCCGACGGUGGCCAGCAUCGGAGCCGGCCUGCAGUUCAUCAAGAAGCACAACUACCAGCACCACCACCACCCGCACCACUACCACCACCAUCACCACCACCAGGGGCACCUCCACCCCAACCGAGCCCUCCACAAAUCGCUGCCCGAAAAGAAAGCUGCAAAGAACAAAGGUACCCACCAGCCGUGUAAGUGCUCACAUGAGGUCUUGCUUACCAGGUUCUACCUGUGCACCACCGAGGGCGUCGAAGAGAGGAGCACCUUUGCCUUCUCUAUGAACGUCAUGUUUUGUAUAGGUUCGAUGCUGUUUGGCGACCACAAAUCCUCCGUCGAGUUCCGGAUGAGAGCCGAAGACCUGCUCAACUACCUGUGCCAAGUGCCCAGCACGGCCAACGACUACUCGUUCGCCACCGGCCUCACCGCGCUCUCCUUCAACACUCUCUACUGGGAAAUGAACAACGCCAAGUCGGCUGACUAUCUGCGGAUGGCGAUCAACACGUGCAAGCGCCUGCAGGCCCUCAAUUCCGAUGCGUACAGCCGAUGUCUCUACGCGCUGUCGUUUCACCCCUUCACCGAGCUCGCCGACAUCCAAAACCUGAAGAAGGAGCUCGAGAUUGCGAAGAAGCUGCCCUAUGUCCCGGUGACCACCACGAACACCCCUUGUACACCGCAGGACGUACAGAACUGGCAGAGGUUGGUGCCCGUAUCGGUCGAGAACCUCCACAUCGCCAACGCAGCUCUCGGAGUGAUCUCGAAUCUGAUCAGCGGGUUGAUCCUCUAUAAGGCAAACGCAAGCCGAUUCGCGCCCAAGGCGAACCAGUCGACUCUGCUCCACUUCUUGGAAGCGAUCACAGCUCUCGAGGCCGAGAUCGACCUCAUCCAGUCCAACGCUCCCGACACCUUCCCCAAGCCCACCAGCAAAUUCAUCAAAUUUUACAUCUUCUCGCUAAGAGCUGAAUGUCACUGGAUGCUGGAGGACAAGGAAACGGCGCUCAAGUGGGCCGAAGCCUUCUUGGCUGAGUCGAUCAAGCCCGACAGCAAGUACGCGGUGGCGGGCGUCUCCCAGUUGAUCGGCAUCGUGCUCAACAUCUUCCUGCGCAUGGAGAAAUACGACCUCCUCAACAUGCAGCUCCAGGGUCUCGAGGAGUGGGCGAAGCUGAUCCCGAUCGUGCGGACGAUUCAGUUCAACUACCUCAAGGAGCUGGAGCAGAUCCUGCGCCGGACCGACGCGUCGGCGUCGGCGUCGGCGUCGACCAACGGCGGCGGCAGCGGCAACGGCAGCCCCGUCGCCGGCUCCACGGCGGACAGCGGCAGCCAGAGCUCGACCUCCAACGGCAGCUGCCACGCCAACGGCAACGCGAGCGCCAUCUUCACCAUCACCGAGAACGAGAUCGAGAUGCUCAAGGAGAACGACGCCCAACAACAACAUCAACAUCAACACAACAACUGCGACACCAUCAUCAUCAUCAUCAACCACCACCACCACAAUCACAAUCGUCAACCUCAUCGCAAUUCCAGCAGCCGAUGGCGCCAGCAGCCGCCGCCGCAAGGCUAUCGGCCACCACCACAACAGCAGCAGCACCAACAUCAGCCACCGCACGAACAGGAGGCGCUCCACUACCACCAGCAGCAGCCGCAGCAGCAGCAGCAGCCGCCGGCGAAGCGACAGGCGAAGCAGCCCCAGCAGUCGAUAUCGGCGCCAACGCUGGGCGUCCAGGCCGGCCGCCAGCGAUUCAUGACCGUCCCGCCCGCCAACAGCACCACCAGCACCACCAACGGCGGCUACGGCGCCGUCGCUGCAGGCGAACACCGACAGUCGCCCCCGACCACCUACACCCUAGCCUCGAUACAACCACCACCGCAACAACAACACCAGCAGCAGCCCACCUACCAUCGGCCGCAGCUACAACCGCAGCCCCAGCAGCCCCAGCAGCAGCAGCAGCAGCGCGGGUAUCGCCAGUCGCCGCUGCGCCGCGCCAACUUUGGUAUGUCGUCGAGCGCCGGGAGCGGUAGCACGGGCGGCGGCAGCGCGGAGGACCUCGGCCGAUCGCUGGAGAGCGCCGACUUCGACCUGUUCGCGGAGGUGGCGCGCGAGAUGGAGGGCUUCCGGAUGAACAAUGGCGAGCAGGAGGUCGUGGUGCCCUCGGUCGUGGUCAACCAACAGCUGCACAGCUCGGGCGGCGCGUCGUCGAUGGGCGUCUACGACUGGGCGGCGGCCAUCAGCAACAACAACGACAGCAGCAGCGGCGGCGGCAACGCGCAAGGCAUCGACCCGACGAUGGUCAACCCGCGGUGGCUCUGA
Molecule: messenger RNA, 4047 nt
Organism: Acanthamoeba castellanii str. Neff
Lineage: Eukaryota; Discosea; Longamoebia; Acanthamoebidae
Exons: 12
Coding region: 1-4047 (1348 amino acids)
Source: RefSeq, a predicted model, not a curated record